Dipodomys spectabilis (banner-tailed kangaroo rat) is the source of this 2593-nucleotide messenger RNA. RefSeq names its product RPA1 related single stranded DNA binding protein, X-linked (gene Radx). NCBI's taxonomy places the organism in Eukaryota, Metazoa, Chordata, Mammalia, Rodentia, Heteromyidae. The transcript is spliced from 14 exons. Gene Ontology annotation, cellular component: replication fork. Gene Ontology annotation, biological process: regulation of DNA repair. Bases 1 to 2553 code for a protein of 850 amino acids. Gene Ontology annotation, molecular function: single-stranded DNA binding. The record is from RefSeq and is a predicted model, not a curated record.
AUGUCGGAGGAGAGAGGUCGCGUUGGAUCCUAUCUGCAAAACCCUGAGAAAAAGCAGACUGGAGUCCCAGGAGUGGUGAUCCGAAAGGCUGGUGCCCAAAAGCCCAACUCAUGGAUCCAAAAGGUUCUUCAACAGAUUGUACGGUCACCUGGCAUGUGUGUGAGCCCCUCUGAGGUGGUGCCCGUCACCGUACUGGCAGUCCAGAGGUACCUGUUAGAGUACGAUCGCCGGGACACGCGGCCGAAGCCUCCCGUUUACUGCUACGAUGUGACCAUCUCCGACGGCGUGUACCAGGAAAAGUGCUGCCUCGAUACCAGUCUCAACUGUCUGGUUCGUCAGAAUAUUCUUAAAGUUGGCAUCAAAAUGAGCAUUUCUAGAGUGUCGUGUCUUUACAACGAGGAAGAUUUAGGCCAGGGGAUCCUUUGCAUCGACGGCGUCCACUGCGGGGAGGCGUUAGAUGAUAUUUCUCUCGAAGAAAUUCCCUUCCGAAACAGCGAGCACCAGAAGAAACCCGAGCGGCCUUUGAGGGGCGAGCACAGUCAUUAUUUGGCUUUGUGGAAUAAUGAAGAUCCCUACGGAGACAUCUGGCUAACCAACAAGCAACCUGAAGACUACAAUUUUAAACAUCUGAAACUAAUUUCUCUUUCUCAUCUUGAAAUGACCUGGAGUACAAGAAAAUAUUUCCCUGCCUUGCUUGUAAGGAUCUUGUAUAAAUCAAAACUGCGAUACUAUGGGAAACCUCAUAAGAAGGUGACUGAGCCAUACCAGAGUUUUCUGGAAAUUGCCGACUGUUCAGGCACUGUUACAGCAAUUAUGUGGAAUGAUCUGUGUCCUCAGUGGUAUAAAAGUUUGAGAACUGGAUUAGUUCUUCUGCUUCAAGCAUAUUCUGUUAAAAAGAGCUAUCCAUUCCGGAUGCAGCCUUCUCCCGUGAAUCCAAAUAUCAAAAUAAUUUCUUCAAUGGAAAUCAACCUGAAUAUUCGAGAUCCUCCAACUAAUAUAAUUAUCAUUCCAGAAUAUCAAGUGAAACCAGAAUGGGGAUUGCCAAAACUAAAUCAUCGAUUUAUUACCAGAAAAGAACUGGAAGAUAAGCCAAGAAAUUAUAUCUGUGAUGUGAUUGGCAUUUUAUCUUUCGUAGGAAGGGUCCAGCGGUCAAAAAAGAGAGAAAAACAUGAAGAUUUUUGGUCAUAUCGCUGGAUUCACAUUGCUGAUGGAACUUCAGAACAACCAUUUAUAGUGGAACUCUUUUCUACAUCUCAGCCAGAAAUCUUUGAAAAUAUUUACCCAAUGGCUUAUUUUAUGUGUACACAGUUGAGAGUUGUCAGAAAUAACAAUGUAGUACCUAGACUGCUUUACCUCACCACUACAAAUGAGAGCCGAGUGUUCCUUACUGGUCAGAGAGGCCAGCCAUAUGCCUAUGAAGCUAAAGUUAAAAACUUCAUUCAAUGGGUUAAAACAAAGACUGAUUCUGAGAAACUAAAGAAUGCUGUUAUUGGUGGAUACUACCCCUAUCCACCAGUACCAUCAACAUUUUCCAAGUAUAGUUGUUCUUCUAAAGUUGACUCACUCUUGACGGCUAUAAGUGAAGUGAAGAAGGUGAUAGAAGACUUGCAAUACAGGGAACAAAAGCGCAUUGCCAUUCAAGGAAUAAUUACUGCUAUAAAGUACAUCCCCCAUAGCUAUGCGAAUAAAAGCACCUCAGCACUGGUAACACCUCUGAAAAUUAGCCAACUUUCACCAUCUCAAGCAGCUCCAGAACAAAGUCAUAAUGAGGAAGUAAGAGGUAAACAGCAUGGAAGGGGUAGGCUGGCACAUUCUCAGAAUUUUCAAACUACAUCUACAAGUUUGAGUCCUAGCAAGAAGAAAAGAAUUCUUCAAGCCCCAUGUGGCAAACUAAUUGCUGUACCUCAGCGAGAAGCUUCUUCCCAAACAAAUGGAAAUAAACUGGGCACAUCAGGCAUGGUCCAAUGCCCAAGAAGUACCAAUACUGAUACCACAGGAAAUAUCAGAUUCAUCAAGGAUAGGUGGGAGAGUCAGCUGUUGAAAGAGAAAAGGCCUAGCUUAAAAGACCACUUGAAGUACAGCUGUGUUUACCCAGAAAGUAUUCCACGGAAAUUCAUUUUAGAACACAAAAAGUUUCUUACUCAGCAGUAUAAUUCUCAGCCUUCCAAGUACAUACCACCAGAAGGAAAGCCUCCAAAACUUCAGGAAUUUAAGAGUGCCCGCAGCCUUGGACAUUUUGAAGUAACCAUCCUAGGUCUGAACCAUGAAAUAGCAAUUGAUGUUGCAUUCCUACCCAUGUUUUGUCCAGAAGAUGUUCAAACAUCUCAAGUAGACACAUUGUUGACCUGCAUGAAUUACAGCUGUGUGUAUCCAGUAGCAACACCUGUCAAUGAACGAACGCUGAGUCCCAGAGCACUGGCAGGUGAUAUUAUAAAAGCAGCAGCUGAAUUGGAUAGAGUCCACAUCAUUGGUAUCUUAGAUAUCUGUAAUUUGGGUAACAAUAAAGUAGAAGUCUGUUUGCAGAAAAUUUAUUCUCCAAAAAAUAUGCCUUAAAAAGUGACAAAUGAUAGUAUUACAGAGUAUAAAUAUUUUU